AAAAAAGAUGUGAGAGAGAAAAGAAACAAGAGGGAAGAAAGGAGGAGAAGGGGAGAGAUGUUAACCCAUAUUUAUUUAUUUUAUCAAUAAUUAUCACUAAUUGUAUUAAAAAUAACUAUAAAAGGUGUAAUAAUUAAAAAUUUCAAAUAAUUGAUGAGCAUGUCAUUAGUUAAACUGAAAGACCAAUGUAGAGCCGUGCUCCCUGAACCUUGUAAGCGACGUCGUUCCCUCAUGGCUGAAACUAAUUAGAUGCUAACCGUUACUCAAUCCUCAGCACAACAAAUCGAAAUUUCACGCUGUUUAUUGGAAGUAAAAAUCCAAAAAUCCGAUAUUCUACAUAUGCCUUGGAACUUACAACUGAAAAUCUCAAAUUUAUUGCCAAAAUGCACAUUCCAACAUCUGAAACAAAUCCAUGCCCUCAUCAUCGCAGCUUCUCUCUAUCAGAACACCCAAUUCUUCUCCAGAUUUCUUCGUCGAAGCACCGAAUUUGGCUCCAUGGAUUAUUCAAAUCUCAUCUUCUCCCAAAUGGAUCAUGAUUUUAACACAGAAACCUUGCUCUGGAACGCCAUGAUUAGAGGAUACGCAUUCAACGGUCCUUUUGAGAAAUGUAUAUCGAUGUUCGAUGAAAUGCCUCUGAAAGACCUAAAACCGGAUAACUAUACGUACCCAUAUGUGUUAAACUCCUGUUGCGAACUGGGGCAUUGCAGAAAAGGAAAGAGAGUGCAUUGUCAGAUUAUAAAGUCUGGAUUUGAGUCCAGCUUCGCUGUCGCCUACUCCCUUUUUAACAUGUAUACAAAAAUGCCUGCUUCUCUUGACAUGGGAUUGCCCGAUAAUUACAAGUUAAGUGAUGUCCGCAAGAGUUUCGAUGAUAUGUUUAUGAGGCCGGUAGAAGUAUGGAACAAAAUGAUAUCUGAGUAUGUAAGCUUUGGUGAUGUCAGGUCCGCGAGACAGUUGUUCGAAGCUAUGCCAGAAAGGGAUGUUGUUUCUUGGAAUUCUAUGAUUUCAGGUUAUGUCAAAAUGGGAGAAGUAGAAAAUGCAAGAGAAUUGUUUGGGUGGAUGCCAGAGAAGAACGUUAUUUCUUGGACGUUGAUGAUAGGAGCGUAUGCUGAUACAGGUGACCUUAAAGCAGCAAGGAGGUUUUUUGAGAAAAUGCCGCAUAGGAAUGUGGUUUCUUGGAAUUCAAUGAUUUCUAGUUAUACCAAACAGGGGAAAUUUGUGGAAGCAUCGAAUCUUUUUGUUCAAAUGCACUCAGAAGAUGUGAUUCCAGAUGGAUAUACCUUUGUUUCUGUUUUGUCAGCAUGUUCAAACUUAGGAGAUCUGGAGUAUGGGAAAUAUAUACACUACUUAAUUGGAGAUCUCUCUCAAUGGGAAGUCAUGGUAGGGACUGCCCUUAUAGAAAUGUAUGCUAGCUGUGCAGAUGUUAAUAGAAGUUUUGCAGUGUUUUUAAAGAUAACAAAUAAGGAUGUUUUUUGCUGGAAUGUUAUGAUCAAAUCUUUAGCUAUCAAUGGAAGAACUGAAGAUGCUGUGAAGAUUUUCUAUUUGAUGCAGAAGUCACGAUUGAAGCCAAACGAUUUCACAUUUACUAGUGCUUUAUUUGCUUGUAGCCAUGGAGGCAUGGUGGAACAAGGUCGCAGAAUCUUCAAUAGCAUGGAGAAAGAUUAUAAGAUUAGUCCGAAGAUUGAACAUUUCGGUUGUUUUAUCGACUUGCUUAGCCGGAAUGGUCAGCUUGAAGAAGCAAUGCUUCUAGUGAAUAAUAUGCCCUUUGAACCUGACAUUGCCAUAUGGGGAGCUUUGCUUGGGGGUUGCAGCACAAGAAAUGAUUUGAAAUUAGCAGAAGAGGUGGCAGAGAGAGCUACCGACUUGGAAGCAGAAGAAUCAGGUGUGUAUGUGCUCUUGUCAAAUAUUUAUGCCUCAGUGGGUCAGUGGCCAGAAGCUCUAGACGCGAGAGGGAGGAUGGAACAGAAGAAGAUAAGGAAGGACGCAGGAAGUAGUCUCGUUUUCUAAAUUCUAGGAUGUUUAUGCUCGUGGAAAUUCAGAACAGAAUACACAGGGAAAUAAAGAUGGUAAGGCAUCCUCCUACCUGAGUUAUAGCAUUCUUAGGGGAUGAUUGUCUGAAAUUGUUCAAUUUUUUAAAGAAAUAAGAGUUGAAAAAAAAAAUUGCUAUUUCCCCAAAUAAUUUUUUUCCCGCCCAAGACCGUAAAAUAAUUGAGCUGAGUCAACCAUUAGCCAACUCAGACGGCGUUUGUUUCUCCGAUAACAAAGGAAGCAAAGAUAUAACAGCAUCCAUCAGGGAUUCUUAACGAAAUCAUGUGUUCUUUAUACUGUUCAAUCUCAUAUCUUCACUCAGUUGCAAGUGAAACACAGUUCAACCAUCUUA
Molecule: messenger RNA, 2377 nt
Organism: Hevea brasiliensis (rubber tree)
Lineage: Eukaryota; Viridiplantae; Streptophyta; Magnoliopsida; Malpighiales; Euphorbiaceae
Product: putative pentatricopeptide repeat-containing protein At5g37570
Exons: 1
Coding region: 250-2004 (584 amino acids)
Biological process (GO): RNA modification
Molecular function (GO): protein binding; RNA binding
Source: RefSeq, a predicted model, not a curated record